AUGGCUUUCAAGUGUUCUAACCGGACUCUUUGGACAACAGCUGAUGAAGAUGGCUACCCGUACUGGGUGGAAUUUGAAGACCGUCCAUUUGCAAAAGGCAACUCCAAGUUUAUGUACAAAGGAAGACUGAAUGGUAAAGGCCCUCGCUCGGGAGAUUACUGCACCCUUAAAGUAUUCAGGACGAUUGAUAUUGCUAAACAUGAGGACUGGAGUCUGUAUAAAAGUAGAGCCGAGAAGGCUAACAAACUGGCCGCACAAUUCAAUAAAUUGCUUGAUAAUCAAUACAAAGUGAAAUUUCUGGUUCCUGUUUUGGCCUUGAUUGAUAUUUCUUCAACCUGUACGGAUUGCAUUUAUUUCUUGAGCAACACGAAACGCAUCAGGUCAGAUGACUGUGUUGCUGUUGAACCUUAUGUUGGUGAUAAAUUCCGUAAGUUCUACCGUAACAGUCCUUUGAAAGGAGCCGAGCAUGCAUAUGUUCUGCAAGCUUUCAGUCAUUUCACUGCCUCGCAGACAGGGGAUACUCUUAUUUGUGGUCUGCAAGGGGAAGCCCAUGGUCCUGAGUUUGUGCUCACUAAUCCAAUAAUUCAUUCAGCAAAUCAAGAAUGGGGACCCAAAGACCAAGGCGCUGAAGGGUUUAAAAAGUUUUUUUCUGCCCAUAUCUGUAAUCAUAUUUGUCAGUCUCUUGAUUUGCCUGAGUACCUGGAGACAAUGUCGGUUUCUGGGGAGAUGGUGCAAGACACUGUUGAAGGUGAGACGAGCAAGAAGAUAAUUGAGACCUCUGAAACAUCAGAGAUUGAAACCAUGCCAAAGGAAGUACUUGUUUCAACUGACGAGGUCAAGGAGGAAGUCACACAUCCAGAUGUUGAACCUCUUCCUCCGGCUGACACUACCGAAGAGAUCAAAAAAACUCCUGCAAUUUUGCAGACCCCACCUAUGCGUCAUGAGGGACGUACGAUCGUUGCUCCUGUAUCAAUGGAAAUUUCCCUCAGCAGGAGCUCUUCUGUGACUGGGCCCCCUGUAUUUGUGGAAGAUAUUCCAGGUGAGAGUAUAAGUCGACCACUUGCUGAGUCUGUGAUACUUGAUGCCACGCCUAUUGAUGAUAUUACCCCCCAGCUGAGUGAUAGCCAAGAGGCUCUUCCACCUCCUUGUUCUGAGUAUCUGGGUCCAUUCACUCCUUGUAGAACAGUGAAUGAAUAUCUGGAAUUAAGAAAGAGUCAUGCAUCAUUUUCGCCAGGCUCUGAAUCCAUUCCCCUGAUAGACGAUGAGCUGGCUUGUGCUGAGAGCAAGAUGAAGGAAGUCCUUCCUCCACCAACUGACGACUUUGAGCCAACAAUAUCACCUUCAUUGAAUUCUUACCUGAAAGACAAGGAGAGCUUAGAAAUUAUCCCCCGUGCCAAUAUGGAUCUUGACUUGGAAUCUCGUCAAAGCAUUUCUGUCUUUGAAGAUAUCAUCCCUGCCCCAGAUCUCGGAUCCACAGACAACUCUCAAAUGCUCUCACCAAGAGAGAGCAUUACCCGUGAUAUGGAGAAGUUUGAAAGUCUUGUGAACACUCCGUGCGGAACGACAAGCCAGGAAAGUCUUGUGACAACACCAUGUGGAAGUAUCCGUCAAGAAGUUGAUUCACAGCCUAGCAUUGUCUCAACUCCAAAAGAUAGCGUGUCUCAUGAGUUUAUCCAGGUUUCUGAACUACCUCUUGAAUCUGCAGUAGAUUUACAGGUAAGCACUGAAAUUCCACCUGAUAUUGAAUCACAGGUAUGCUUGGUAUCAAUUCCCCCAGAUUGUAUGGACCACCAUUUAGAUACAUUAGAAAGCUUGGAAGCCAUGUCACCUGCUAGUGAAAAGUUAAGAUCUGUUGAAUUAAUGACUGAGCUGAAAUGGCCUUCAGCAGAACCUGGAGAAGAAUCUGUACCAUCUGGUGUGGAACCGGUUCUUGAAGAGCAGAUCAGUGCACAAGAAUUUUCUGAGACCAAAACCAUCCAGGAAACGGGUACGGAAAGUUUUGAAAGCUCCUCAUUGGACAAUGUAGAAGUUGAGGUGCCAAAGCCAGUGUGUGUGGAUACCAUAUCAUCUGACUUUAAGCAGAGUCUUGAGACAAUACCUGAAGGCAGCACUGAGAGUGACUCUGCUCAUAGCCUGGAAAAUGAGAGCCUUGCACCUGAGGUAUCGACAGAAGGUGAAUCUGCAGUUGGAACUAUGGAUAGCACUACGAUAGAAAGUCAAACGUCUGAAACAGUCUCUCAAGAGACCACUGGUGAAACAUCUCUACAGCCUGCUGGUGAAGCUACAGUCUCGCAAGAGACAACUGUCGAGACAUCUGCUGAGCCUGCUGGUGAAGCUACAGUCUCACAAGAGACAACCGUUGAAACAUCUGCUGAGCCUGCUGGUGAAGCUACAGUCUCGCAAGAGACAACUGUCGAGACAUCUGCUGAGCCUGCUGGUGAAGCUACAGUCUCACAAGAGACAACUGUCGAGACAUCUGCUGAGCCUGCUGGUGAAGCUACAGUCUCGCAAGAGACAACUGUCGAGACAUCUGCUGAGCCUGCUGGUGAAGCUACAAUGUCGCAAGAGACAACUGUCGAGACAUCUGCCGAGCCUGCCGGUGAAACUACAGCCACACAAGAGACAACUGUUGAGACAUCUGCUGGUGAAGCUGCAGUCUCCCAAGAGACAACUGUUGAAACAUCUGCUGAGCCAGCUGGUGAAGCUACAAUGUCACAAGAGACAACCGUUGAGACAUCUGCUGGUGGAGCUGCAGUCUCCCAAGAGACAACCGUUGAAACAUCUGCUGAGCCUGCUGGUGAAGCUGCAGUCCUACAAGAGACAACUGUCGAAACAUCUGCUGAGCCUGCUGGUGAAGCUACAGUCUCACAAGAGACAACUGUUGAAACAUCUGCUGAGCCUGCUGGUGGAGCUGCAGUCUCCCAAGAGACAACCAUUGAGACAUCUGCUGAGCCUGCUGGUGAAGCUGCAGUCUCCCAAGAGACAACUGUUGAGGCAUCUGCUGAGCCUGCUGGUGAAGCUGCAGUCUCCCAAGAGACAACCGUUGAGACAUCUGCUGAGCCUGCUGGUGAAGCUGCAGUCUCCCAAGAGACAACAGUUGAGACGUCUGCCGAGCCUACUGGUGAAGCUACAGUCUCACAUGAGACAACCAUUGAGACAUCUGCUGAGCCUGUGGGAGAAGCUACAAUCUCUCAAGAAACAACCAUUGAGACAUCUACUGAGCCUGCUGGUGAAGCUACAGUCUCACAUGAGACUACAGUUGAAACAUCUGCUGACCCUGCUGGUGAAGCUACAGUCUCGCAAGAGACUACAGUUGAGACAUCUGCCGAGCCUGCUGGUGAAGCUACUGUCUCUCAAGAAACAACCACUGAGACAUCUACUGAGGCUACUGGGGAUGCUACGGGAGAAUGUGUUGUAAGUCAUGUGAUCAGUGAACCAAUUGCCCAAGAACCUUAUAUUGGCCAAGAAAGAGCAAUGGGAGAAGUUAAUGUUAGCCAAAACACUGUAGUUGAAAGAACAGAGGAAGCCAAUAUUUGUCAGCAGACUGCAGUGGAAAGUACAAAUGAAACUUGUCUUGGACAAGACACUGUAUUAAACUCAACAAAUCAGAGUCCUGGAAAUUGCUGCCUUCUUCAGGACAAUGUGACCGAGUCAUUAGUCGAAACUAGAAAAGAUGGUGAUUUAAUUCAGGAGGCUGCUGUUGAAACUACUGCAGAAAGCAAUAUCUGUCAGAGUAGUGAAUUUGUAUCAACGUCUGGGACUGCAGAAGGAUAUUCCAGCCAAGAAGCUGUUGCAGAAGCAGCUAAUGAAGAAGGUUAUAUAUAUCAGGGUCCUGAAACAGGAACGACUGCAAAUGUUGCUGGAGAAACUUAUUGGGAGACUAGUGGGUCGGCUGUUGAAGCAACCAGUGGAUACAAAACAAGUCAUCAAGAUUUGCAAUUUGAACCAACAGUAUCUGUCCACACUAGCCAAAAUGGUGGAUUCAGUUCAGUGACUGAGACAAGAUCAUCCUGUUGUUCUAACGAAGAUCAAAGUUUCACUGGGAAAUAUGAUUAUGAUCCCAGCUCAAAUAUUUAUUCCCACUCUUCUGAAACAUUAUCAUACCCUACUGAAGCCAACAGAGCGACAACCAGUCAAGUAACAGACUCCUAUUUCUAUGGGGUCCCACCAGAAUACAAAAUCAGUGAAGAUUGUACGUCAUCCCAGUGGGAAUCCGGCUACCCACAGAGUUACCCCAAAAUGACCAUUGUCCCUGAUUUAGAUACAAUGGAAUAUGUUGAAACAAAAUGCUUGGACAGUGUCUACGAGGAACACGAUGUUCAGCAGGGAAUUGAAACAUUACCAAGAAGAAAGCUAACUUAUCUUGAGCCACAGGAAAGUCACGAAAUCAUAACUUUCAGAAUUAACAUCUCUCCAGAACAAACAACACCUGACCAAAGAUCAGAUGAGUGUGUUUACCAGAAUAUAGGUACGCUUUGCCAGCGUUCCAACUUGCAAGAAUCAAAUCUUAGCUCUGCUAACUACUGCACAACUUGUCAACCACAGGAAGCAUCGGAAAAUGUUGGGGAGACAAGUGGGCAAGAUUCAAGAUCUGUCAGCUCAUUUUCUUACCAUUAUUCACAAGACACAAACGACUGCACGGAAUCCAUGCCUCAAAGAAGUUGUGGCUACAGCAGUGAAGUUCAUCAGAGUGUUCCUGCCGACUGGAGCCCCACUCAGGCCGUCUGGGAUGAUGGCCAAUGUUCAACUUCACAGAAUUUGCAAACGACACCAAGAGAAAGAGUUGAUUCAGAAUUCGGCCCUAGUGUCUGA
Molecule: messenger RNA, 4812 nt
Organism: Acanthosepion pharaonis
Lineage: Eukaryota; Metazoa; Mollusca; Cephalopoda; Sepiida; Sepiidae
Source: the annotation of a GenBank genome assembly